AUGUCUAAACAAUCAGAAGAAGAGCUAAGUCAACUUCUAAACAUGUUUUCUGAUGCGAAUAUCUCGCAGUGGAACUUUUCAUGCUAUCUGGAGAUUAAUAUCAAGGGAAGCCGUCCUCCGCUUGUCAGGUUCUCUGUUGUGAUGGCACUCAUCGUCAAUUGGACUUCACCUAUAUUCAUAUUUGUCCUCACAUGUGAGACGGUUAUCCUGCGUCGGGGAUACAUGCUCCACAGCACCGACGUAUUCGGUGUCGUCUUUACGUCCCUUUUUGCACUCCCAGCGAUUCGCUCUUUGUUACCAGACGCACCCGAAUUCGGGAUUCUCAUCUCUAUUUGUGUCAUUAUUAUUGCUGUCGCAAAGCUCAACCGCGUCAGAAACGAGGAGUAG
Molecule: messenger RNA, 387 nt
Organism: Serendipita indica DSM 11827
Lineage: Eukaryota; Fungi; Basidiomycota; Agaricomycetes; Sebacinales; Serendipitaceae
Source: the annotation of a GenBank genome assembly